AUAUUUACCAAGACGACGAGAAGAUGGCGGCUGCUGUGGAUAUAGGAGCGUCUACGGAUGGGACGAUGGUUUCCAACACUUCAGACAGUCCAGUGAUAGCUGAAGAAGCUGCUGACCAAAAGAGAGAAGAACGGCUUAGAAAAUUCCGAGAGCUUCAUUUGAAAAGGAAUGAAGCCCGCAAGUUAAAUCAUCAGGAAGUUGUGGAAGAAGAUAAAAGGCUGAAGUUACCAACCAAUUGGGAGGCAAAAAAGGCUCGCUUAGAAUGGGAACUGAAAGUGGAAGAAAAAAAAAAGGACUGUCUGGUGAAAGGGGAAGAUUACGAGAGAGUAAAGCUGCUAGAAAUAAGUGCAGAAGAUGCAGAACGCUUUGAGAGGAAAAGGAGGAAGAAAAAUCCUGAUCUUGGGUUUUCAGACUAUGCAGCUGCUCAACUACGCCAGUAUCAGCGGUUGACCAGGCAAAUUAAACCUGACCUGGAAAAGUAUGACAAAUUAAGAGGAGAAAGUGGUGAAGAUUUUUUCCCAACUUCAAAUAGUUUACUCCAUGGAACUCAUGUGCCCUCCAAAGAAGGUGUUGAUAAAAUGGUUACAGAUCUUGAAAAACAAAUCCAGAAACGCGAAAAAUACAGCCGGAGACGCUCUUACAAUGACGAUGCAGAUAUUGACUACAUUAAUGAGCGGAAUGCCAAAUUCAAUAAAAAGGCUGAGAGGUUCUACGGGAAAUACACUGCAGAAAUUAAACAGAAUUUGGAAAGAGGAACAGCUGUGUAAACUGAACAGUUCAGGAGGCUGGCCUUGCCUUCUGCAUCUGGCUUCUGUAAAACCUUCAUGUGUAAAAUACGCUUUGCAAACAUGUUCUAAUGCUAGAAUGAAAUUUGCCCACGUAUAUUACUCCUCCUCUCAAAGAAGGGCAUGUUAGAAAAGUUAACUAUUAUGUAAAUGUAGAAAACCAAACUAUUUGAAGUUAGCGUUAGUGAGCCAAUUAUUUCAUUUUUUGUUUUUAACGAAGAUGAGAAUGUUGAAUCACAAAUCCAGAUUAUUUUAAUGUACCUGUGAAAUUUGAAAACCAUUACAAUUGUGUUAAUCGAUAUAUUAAUUUUGGUAGUUUGAUUAAACUAAGAGCCGUAGCAUAUAAGGCUGUUUUUAAAACACUCUUGAUAUGUUUGCUUAAUGAGCAUCUACUUUAUAAUGCAAUUAGUGGGGAGCCCCCAAAAGUAAUGAAAUAUAAUUCAGACGGAUGUGCGAAACGCAUCCAAGUAGUCUUGGCUAUUGUACACAAAAAAAGGCUGGGUUAGAAAACUCCCUCUAAAUAUUAUUUAUCUUUAGAAAUGGGUGUAAUAUUGUUUGUACAGGUGGUC
Molecule: messenger RNA, 1354 nt
Organism: Protobothrops mucrosquamatus (brown spotted pit viper)
Lineage: Eukaryota; Metazoa; Chordata; Lepidosauria; Squamata; Viperidae
Gene: SYF2
Product: SYF2 pre-mRNA splicing factor
Exons: 7
Coding region: 24-767 (247 amino acids)
Cellular component (GO): Prp19 complex; catalytic step 2 spliceosome; post-mRNA release spliceosomal complex
Source: RefSeq, a predicted model, not a curated record